This is a messenger RNA of Dipodomys spectabilis (banner-tailed kangaroo rat), 2524 nucleotides long. RefSeq names its product neuronal pentraxin 2 (gene Nptx2). Bases 120 to 1406 code for a protein of 428 amino acids. The record is from RefSeq and is a predicted model, not a curated record. NCBI's taxonomy places the organism in Eukaryota, Metazoa, Chordata, Mammalia, Rodentia, Heteromyidae. The transcript is spliced from 5 exons.
GGAGGGUGCGGCUGGGCGGCCGAGGGUGGCGCUGGUUCCCGGAGUGCCCUCGUCCUCGCGCGCCCCGACGGUGCUCAGACGGCGCCCAUCCAGGCUGCGGUGAGCCGAGCGGCGGCGAGAUGUGGGCGCUGCUGGCCGCCGGCGUAGCGCUGGUCGUGGUCACCGGGGCGCAGGACAACCCGGUGCCCGGCAGCCGCUUCGUGUGCACCGCGCUGCCCCCGGAGGCGGCGCGGCCCGGCUGCCCGCUGCCCGCGAUGCCCAUGCAGGGCGGCGCGCUGAGCCCCGAGGAGGAGCUGCGGGCGGCCGUGCUGCAGCUGCGAGAGACCGUGGUGCAGCAGAAGGAGACGCUGGGCGCCCAGCGCGAGGCCAUCCGCGAGCUGACGGGCAAGCUGGCGCGCUGCGAGGGGCUGGCGGGCGGCCGGGCGCGGGGCUCGGGCAAGGACACCAUGGGCGACCUGCCGCGGGACCCCGGCCACGUCGUGGAGCAGCUCGGCCGCUCGCUGCAGACGCUCAAGGACCGGCUGGAGAGCCUGGAGCACCAGCUCCAUACCAACGUGUCUACCGCCGGCCUGCCCAGCGACGUGCGCGAGGUGCUCCAGCGGCGGCUGGGGGAGCUGGAGCGGCAGCUGCUCCGCAAGGUGGCCGAGCUGGAGGACGAGAAGUCGCUGCUGCACAACGAGACAUCUGCUCACCGGCAGAGAACAGAGAGCACGCUGAACGCGCUUCUGCACCGGGUGAGCGAGCUGGAGCGAGGCAACAGUGCAUUCAAGUCUCCGGACGCCUUCAAGGUGUCCCUCCCUCUCCGCACCAACUACCUGUAUGGGAAGAUCAAGAAGACGCUGCCCGAGCUGUACGCCUUCACCAUCUGCCUGUGGCUGCGGUCCAGCGCCUCGCCGGGCAUCGGCACCCCGUUCUCCUAUGCCGUGCCCGGGCAGGCCAAUGAGAUCGUGCUGAUUGAGUGGGGUAACAACCCCAUCGAGCUGCUCAUUAAUGACAAGGUCGCACAGCUGCCCCUGUUUGUCAGUGAUGGCAAGUGGCACCACAUUUGCGUGACCUGGACGACAAGGGACGGCCUGUGGGAAGCCUUCCAGGAUGGAGAGAAGCUGGGCACCGGGGAGAACCUGGCACCCUGGCACCCCAUCAAGCCCGGGGGCGUGCUCAUCCUCGGGCAGGAGCAGGACACUGUGGGGGGCAGGUUCGAUGCCACACAAGCAUUUGUGGGGGAGCUCAGCCAGUUCAACAUCUGGGACCGAGUCCUGCGUGCCCAAGAAAUCAUCAACAUUGCCAACUGCUCCACCAACAUGCCAGGCAACGUCAUCCCCUGGGUGGACAACAAUGUCCAUGUGUUUGGGGGGGCUUCCAAGUGGCCCGUGGAGACAUGUGAGGAGCGUCUCCUGGACUUGUAGCCACCCCAAGGUCCCCGAAGGCCAGGCUCAGUCAGUCCUGGUGGGGGUGGAGGUGUUCCAGGCCACCCCCUCUCUUGUUAAAAACUGUGAAACCUCUCACCCCAGAGUGGGACCCCAAAGUUCAUUGUGGGAACUUAACACUGAGGCUGGGUGAUAGCCUUGGCUCAAUCUUUCCUUCCCACCAUUUUGGGUUUUGUUGGGGGUGGGGUUGUCAGUGCCACCUUCCUUUGGGAGGAAGCCCCCAGACUCAAGUGGGUCAGCAGCUGGCUUCCUGCCGGGAGUGGAUUGAAGCCAGUGAGCUUCUCUCCCCACAACCCCCUGUAAAUGCUCAUGAAGCCCAGCCCUGCCCUUGCUGUCUUGAUCUUUGGUGUCCCGUGUAUGCCUUCUGUCUGUCCCCUUUCGUGACUGUGUGCCUGGCAGUGUCCUGUACGUGCACAGCAUCCCUGCUGCCCAUCAUGCACGUGCUGUGCAGGGAACACGGUCUGCAGAAGGACCCCCGCCCUUCCCACCCUGUAUCCUGUAACCUUUAUGUCUUGAGCAUGUGCCAGUGUGGGGGGAAGCAGCUGGCCCUAUGUAGAGGACCCAGGAGUACAGAGGGGCAGUGACAGCUGCCAUUCUUCCUGUCUGCCCCCCUCUCCCCGAGACCAAACACACACUUUGAUGGACUUGUCACUAGGUUGGUUCAAGUCCACUCUUCUCAUCUGGUGCCAAAAGUUCAUUUGUAGCCUUUCUGUCCACUCAGUGUGUUUGAGGGGAUUCCUGUCCUGGCCACCAUAAGGCUCCCGUUCCUCCAUGUUCCUCCCAUUUCUGAUCCAUGUUGAUUCCUGUGAGCAUCCUAUAGUCCCCCCUGACUCUGUCCCCCAGAACUCCUGAGGACAUUGGAUGUCAUUUGGCCAAUGUUGGCCUAGUGGCUCCAGGCUGCACCACAAAUUGUAAUUUAUUUUACAGAGAAAGUAAGUGAUGUGGUGGGAAGGGGGGGAAUUUAUAAAGCUGAAUAUUAUAUAUUUUAUUUUUUCAUACCCAUUGGAAGCACAAAGUCCACGGACGUGCCCAUCCUGACAUUGUGCCACAGAGCACGCCUGUGAUGAUGGAUGCUAAUUAAAGUGCAUUGAAGAUGC